AUGAGAACAAUGGUGUUCGUGAGGCGGUCACCAGAGUGUUUGGCGAAAAUAACAAGCCUCGGAUGCGCUGUAUACGUUGACGGCUGGAACUUUCACCUUGAUACAACGUUCAUCAGGAAACUGUCAGGAAGAACGAGCGCCGUCAGACGGCCACGGGCGAGAGCUAUUCUCCGGUUUCAGGCAUCCUCACCGUCGUAUGCUCGUCCGGGCAGGAAGGGGCUCGUGACCUGCGCUGGGAUGACCAAAGAAAGAGUAUGGGCGACGGCAUUCUUCAUGCUGGCCGCCAACAGGGUACACUUGGACUCGUCAUCUUUGCCGGGAGUGUUCGGAGCCAUUCCUGACAUCGAUGUAGCCUCAAGCACGGACGUUCUGUGCUGGGAGACGCACGGGGAGUAUGAGCUUGACUGCUUCCACGAUGAACCCCUGGUGUGGAAGCAGUACCCACUUACCCAGGAAAUGCUCCAGCGGACGGUACCGUACAAUACUUCUGGCAUUCAUCUUCACCGUGCGUUCAAUACGGCGAAGGCCAACGGGGUGCUGAAGGUUGUGGCGAUCGGAGGGAGCGUAACAUUCGGUCGUAGCUGCGAAUCUCCCAAAGGUUUAGCCAACAAUGCCUGUGCAUGGCCUCAUCGUCUCGACCAGUGGUUCCGGGCAGAAGUAGGAGACUUCAAAGUCGAGGUGGUGAACGAAGCCGUACCGGGCGAAGGAAUGAUUGACUUUCUGCACAAAACAAUCAAGAAUGUUUUGUCGGUGGACGUGGAAGUGGAUCUCGUCAUCGUCGACUUUGGGGUGAACGAUGCGAUUCUCGACCACUUCGACCUCGAAGACGUGAAAAUGGCCCACGAAACAUUCAUCAGCCAUGUUAGAAACGCCAUGACAAGUAAGCCGGCGCUCCUAUACGCGGAAAGCUUCAUUGCACCACGCCUUGCGUCCCUCCAUCCGCCGCAAGGCAGCAACAUGGCGGAGGUGCACGCAAAUGUGACCCAGAAAUAUGAUAUACCCAUGGUGAGACAGCCUUCUAUUUGUAGAGUGGCUUAG
Messenger RNA from Ectocarpus siliculosus, 1038 nucleotides. The record is from the annotation of a GenBank genome assembly. NCBI's taxonomy places the organism in Eukaryota, Phaeophyceae, Ectocarpales, Ectocarpaceae.